AUGGUCAAGUUAUUUUACAAAGAAGAUCACUCCCCUAUUCGUCUUCAAUCUCAGUCGGUGGGGCUUCCCCAGCAAAUCCUCGACCCCGACCUCCUCACCGAGCUUCUCCUACUGUCCGCCCUGCUUCCUUUGCUCGUCCCACUCGUCCUCGGACUGCACGCUCGCCCCGACCAGCUACCCCUGUUCGCCCUCGGGCCCCACGCACAGCCCGACCCCUUACCCCGACUCCUCUUCAAUCGAGAGGCUUCUAAGGUGGCUCGUCAAGCACGCUCUCUAAACGACCGCUUGAAUCAGGAUGCCCCUCUUUCUCGAGGUAGGGCUUGGCUACCUUCCGAUGAUUCUGAUUCGGAUGACCAACCGCUAGCUCAAAGACUUCACCGCCGAGCCCCUCCUUCGGUGCCCGGUUCGGGCCCUUCCGCUAUCCCUUCUCCGUCUCCCCCUGUUGCAACCGCCUCUCCUCCUUCGCCUCCCAUUGCAGCCCCGACUUCUGUCCCAAGCCAAGCAGAUGCUUCUCCUGAUCCUUCCACAGUUCCGAUUGAGCCUCCGCCAGCUCCACCUUCUUCGCCAGCUCAACCUUCUACCUCGCAGCGGCCUCAGAGCACCGAGGUCGGCCCAUCGCCUCGUCCAUCCCCAGUUACCUCACCGUCGGAGCCGUCUCCCGUGCCCCCUUCAGCUCCUUCUGGGUCGGCUGCUGGACCUUCCGGAUCAGCUCCGGGGCCUUCCCAACCGUCGCCACCUGUUCCUCUUCAUUAUCUUACAACCGCUCCUUCUGAAGCUGGGCUACAGUCCCGGCGUGAUGUUCCCACCAGCACCUUGACUAUGAAAGGUCGCUUGGCCACUGUGUGGGAAGAAAGUAGGCAUCAGAUGGAACUUUUGCCACCCUUUGCCCAGAUGGAUAGAUUUUCUGAGUUAUAUAUCAAGGCUAGUUAUGCCUUGAGAGCUGAAGUAAAGGCUCUAACCAAAAGGAAGAAUAGUCUGGAAGUAUCUUUGACGGUAUCUGAUAAAGAGCUUAAGGGCCUCCAGGAAGAAAAAAGCCAGGUCGAGGCCGUGCACGAGCAACACAUGGACCAACAAGCUUUGGAGCAUCAACGAGCUAUGGAUCAAUUGACUCAGAAGCUGCGUGCCGCCAAAACUUUAGCGUAG
This is a messenger RNA of Zingiber officinale, 1143 nucleotides long. RefSeq names its product transcription activator BRG1-like. The transcript has 3 exons. NCBI's taxonomy places the organism in Eukaryota, Viridiplantae, Streptophyta, Magnoliopsida, Zingiberales, Zingiberaceae. The record is from RefSeq and is a predicted model, not a curated record. Bases 1 to 1143 code for a protein of 380 amino acids.